Molecule: messenger RNA, 666 nt
Organism: Myxozyma melibiosi
Lineage: Eukaryota; Fungi; Ascomycota; Lipomycetes; Lipomycetales; Lipomycetaceae
Product: AP-2 complex subunit sigma
Exons: 3
Coding region: 124-555 (143 amino acids)
Biological process (GO): protein transport; clathrin-dependent endocytosis
Cellular component (GO): intracellular membrane-bounded organelle; AP-2 adaptor complex
Molecular function (GO): clathrin-cargo adaptor activity
Source: RefSeq, a predicted model, not a curated record
GCGGCUGCAGCGGAUCACUUUACGUAUUUCGUUCCAGCUUUUUGUGAUUGUUUCAUAGGUUUGCUUCUGAUUAUUUAGAGCGAUCGAUUGAUAGCGAGAUCUCUGUUUCUGUGUUAUUUUCAGAUGCUGCAGUUUAUCUUGAUCCAGAACCGGCAAGGAAAAACCCGGCUGGCAAAGUACUAUGUUCCAUACGACGAUGAGGAGAAAGUGCGAUUGAAGGGCGAGGUGCACCGAUUAGUAGCUCCGAGAGACCAGAAAUAUCAAUCCAAUUUCGUCGAGUUUCGGAAUUUCAAGAUAGUCUACCGCCGCUACGCCGGCCUCUUUUUCUGCGCCUGCGUCGACUCGAACGACAACGAACUAGCCUAUCUCGAAGCCAUCCACUUCUUUGUCGAAGUUCUCGACUCGUUCUUCGGCAACGUGUGCGAGCUCGAUCUUGUGUUUAACUUUUACAAAGUGUACGCGAUUCUGGACGAGGUCUUUCUGGCGGGCGAAAUCGAGGAGACGUCGAAGCAGGUUGUGCUGCAUCGCCUGGAGUAUCUUGAUCGAUUAGAAUAGUGGCUGUAUGGCAAAGACUGAUUUGCUCUGCUUGGUUAUUCACGGCGUUUUUGUUAUAUUCUAUUUUUUGUGUAUUAUAGUUAGAUCUUAAGGAAAUUCAUGGCUGCGAUA